GAGGAAGUGGUCUGGAGCCCAGUGGGCGCUAGUCGGAGAUGGGGCUGCCGGGGCAGCUGCUCGGGAGUGCAAGCCGUGCGAUCCUCGGGUCGGCGGAGGCUGUGCUCUGGGGCUUGAAGUCAAUAAAAGGAAGCUGCCACAAUUUUUGUACUGCUGUUUUUAAAGAUGUCACUUACAAGGAACUUAAAAGCCUCUUGAAUUCCAGACAAAUUACAUUAAUUGAUGUUAGAGAGAGAUGGGAAAUUGUCGAGUAUGGGAAAAUUCCUGGGUCUGUCAAUAUACCACUGAAUGAGGUAGGUGAAGCUCUACAGAUGAAUCCAAAAGACUUCAAAGAGAAGUACAAUGAAGUGAAACCGUCCAAAUCUGACAGCCUAGUGUUUUCUUGUUUAGCCGGAGUGAGAAGCAAGAAGGCUUUGGACACAGCAGUAUCUCUGGGCUUUAACAGUGUUCAACAUUACGCUGGAGGAUGGAAUGAAUGGGCGACCUAUGAAUUCUCAGAAAAGAAAAAAGGAAAUUGAAUUCUGGAAUACAAGCUGGCUCUUUCCUUGUGUACAUGCAGCCUAGGAUAGUAGAAUGAACAGAAGAAUAAUAAUCUAGUCCUGGCAUCACUGGUUAUGGGAAGGGGAUUUUGUGUAAGUCAAUUAUUUGUUGAAUCUUUUUCUUAACUGUAAACUGCAAAUUGAGAAUGCCUUGUCUAUUUCCUUGAGGAUUGAAAUAAUGUAUUUAACUUGCCAUGGAAAUAUAAGGGUUGGGAUUCUAGAAAUUAAUUUGUAAACAGUUUAGUGAACUAGUUUAGUAUAGUACAACAGGAUUAUCAAAGCCAAGUUACUUCUAGUACUUAAUCAUACUGUAUGACCACUUAUGUUAGCCUGGUUUCUAGAGCUAGGCAAGUUUUUGUUUUGUUUUGUUUUUUUGGUUAAAGUAUGUUUUAGUUUGUAAGCUUUCCCAUUUUAGAAAAUUCAUAAAAUUUAUUUUUCUAUUAUGAUAUACAGUACAAAUACUUCUGAUAGAUACACCUUUUACCAUAAUGAAUAGUUACUGAAUAUUGAAUAAUAUAAAGCAGCUAGUAAGCAUUUCUUGAACUCCUUUUCUUGGUUUAGAUCCUAUGCUAAAUAUUCCAGAUUCUAAAAAGAUAAUAAGAUAGAAUGUGAUUCCUCUCUGAAGAUGUUUGAUUUCUAGCAGAGGUCUAUAAAAGUAAAACAACAGACUUUGUCUUAAAACACCAAGAAUCUGAGCUCCAGAAAAGUAGGUGAAAUAUGAACAAUGAAAAUACAUUAACACCAUCCAAAGAUUUAUGGCAAUGUUAUAACCAGCAUGGUAGUGAUAUAAUUUGCAACUUAAAUUAAUAUGAUCUAUAAAGAUAGAAAUAAUAGUGAUUGCUUCUAUAAAGAGAAGACUAACUGGACAAAGCAAGGAGGGAAAUUUCUAGGGUAAUGGAAAUGAUUUAUAUCUUGAUUGAAGUGUUGGUACAUUGGUAAUACAUUUAUCAAAACUCAGUGAACACUUGAAAACAUACAUUUUCUGUAAUUAUAUCUCCAUUACGAAUAAUGAAAAUAUGAAAAAAUGUAAAUGUAAAUGACUCUCA
Suricata suricatta (meerkat) is the source of this 1585-nucleotide messenger RNA. It is a transcript of the gene TSTD3, whose product is annotated as thiosulfate sulfurtransferase like domain containing 3. Gene Ontology annotation, molecular function: thiosulfate-cyanide sulfurtransferase activity. Gene Ontology annotation, cellular component: mitochondrion. The transcript is spliced from 4 exons. The coding region runs from base 39 to 518 and encodes 159 amino acids. The record is from RefSeq and is a predicted model, not a curated record. Lineage: Eukaryota; Metazoa; Chordata; Mammalia; Carnivora; Herpestidae.